AGUCGUUAACUCUAAAGUGAGGCAAAUUUUGGAGGAAGUUAUAAUGUGAUGGACUUGGAUGUUUGGCAUCUGUACAACCUCUCCAACUUCCCAAAACCCCCCAACUUUUCCCUAUAAAUAAAUCCCACUCACCCUUCUAAUUUUUCCCUCUCCCUUUUCUCUCUUUUUCUCACAAUAUUAUUUUCCCUUUCUUCUUCUGCCAUUUUCUACCUCAUUUUCUCGAUUUCCAAGCAAGCCCUUCAUUCCAAGGUAACUCCACUAAUUAGCUUAUAAAAUCUCAAAAAUUAAGAAAAAUUCAGUGAAGCAGGAAAUGGGUCUACAGAAACCACCAUCUUCGAAUAAACAAAAAACUCAACCAAUCACAAACCCUAAUAAGAACGAUGAGAACGAUGGUAGUGUCGAUUGCUUCGUUGCUUCAAAUCUCAAUAUCACACCUCCAUCAUCAAUUAUGAUCAAUCCAAUUUCAUCAACUGAUUCAUUGACCUAUAAUUCAUGGCUGUUGGAACACCCAUCUGCACUGGGAUCAUUUGAUCGAAUGAUGAAAUUGGCUAAGGGAAAAAGAAUUGUGGUGUUUUUGGACUACGAUGGAACCCUCUCUCCCAUUGUAGACGAUCCAGAUCGUGCUUUUAUGUCUGAUGAGAUGCGUACGGCUGUACGUGAAGUUGCAAAAUAUUUUCCGACUGCAAUAAUCAGUGGAAGAAGCAGAGAUAAGGUCAAGGAAUUCGUGCAGCUAAGUAAUAUUUAUUAUGCUGGGAGUCAUGGAAUGGACAUUAUGGCCCCAGCAAAGCCACUUAAGUCUAGUGACAACAAUAAUUCCAUGGACAAAAAGGGCACUGAUGUUCUCUUCCAACCUGCACAAAGGUUCUUGCCUGCCAUGCAAGAGAUAUUGGCACUGUUGCAAGAAAGAACUAAAAUAAUUCAAGGUUCGAAUGUAGAAGAUAACAGAUUUUGUGUGUCUGUUCAUUAUCGCAAGGUCCGGGAAGAGGAUUAUGGCACAUUGGAAGAGAUAGUAAAGUCUGUGAUUUUAAACUACCCUGAUUUUCACCUAACUUCGGGUAAAAAGGUUUUGGAAAUACGACCUUCUAUAGAGUGGAACAAAGGCAAUGCACUUAACUAUCUACUUGACAACUUAGGCUUCACCAAUUCUAGUGAAGUCCUUCCCUUGUACAUUGGUGAUGAUCGUACUGAUGAAGACGCAUUCAAGGCCAUUCGGAAUAGAGGACAAGGGUUUCCAAUAAUUGUGUCGUCCAUUCCAAAGGAGACCAAAGCUUUGAACUCUUUGCAUGACCCUUCAGAAGUUUUGACUUUUCUAUUGCGACUUGCAAGGUGGAGAAAAGCCUCUUCUGCAAAGUAAUAUAUACAUAAUAAUGUUUUAACCUUAACUUAUUAUAUAUAUACCUCUCUCAUGAUCCAAUCUCAUUAUAAUGAGAGAUAUUUAUUAGGUUAAUAAGUAGAUAUAUAAUAAGUUGGGUUAGAAGGAAAAACACACACAUAUAUACAGUCAUGAUGACAAGUUUUUUUUAGAGUAAUUAAGAUAAUUUUAUAUAUACACAGUUUUUAUGCAAAGAAAGAUUUUUGGUCAUUUUGGUGAUCAUUAUUAUCGAUCAUUUCUUUGCUAAAAAUCACUAGUCACUAGUUACUAUAUGUAUAUACUAACUAGUUACUACAUAUGGUUAUUUCCUUUAUUUUAUAGGUUUAAUUAUAUUAUGUAACGAAACUACAACCAUGUGACUUGCAAUGGUGUGCUUUUUUAAUCACCAGAUACAAGUUGUUUAUUGGUCAUGAUCAAUUUCAACUGGAUUAUUAUUAUGUAAUUUUCUUAUUAAUUUAAAAAGCAUUACUACAUUUUGCU
Molecule: messenger RNA, 1852 nt
Organism: Cannabis sativa
Lineage: Eukaryota; Viridiplantae; Streptophyta; Magnoliopsida; Rosales; Cannabaceae
Product: probable trehalose-phosphate phosphatase D
Exons: 11
Coding region: 311-1354 (347 amino acids)
Biological process (GO): trehalose biosynthetic process
Molecular function (GO): trehalose-phosphatase activity
Source: RefSeq, a predicted model, not a curated record